GUCAAACAGGCGUCAGAAGAUGACAAACAGGCGAGUGAUCAUGAGCUGCUCUCUUACCCCGCGUCCAGCGCGCUCGGCGCGGAUCUGACGGAGCGUUCCCCGCAGCAGCAGCCGCCUCUUAUGGACGCCGAGCGGAGCGAAGCUCGCACCGAAGCAGCAGAGCCAGACCUCUCGACGCGCAUGGAUUUGCCCACGGGGGAACUUCUUCUAAGCGCCUGAUCGCUCCCACCGCAGCCUCGCCCUCUCUCCCCAUGAAAAACAGCGUCUGGAGCGGUGCGAUGAUGUCGAGCAAAAGCGCCGAGUGGCUGCAAGAGGAGCUCCAGUCCGGCGGAGGAUCGCUACUGCUGCUCGACUGCCGCUCACACGAGCUCUACGAGUCCUCGCACAUCGAGUCCGCCAUCAACCUGGCCAUCCCGGGACUCAUGCUGCGGAGGCUGAAGAAGGGCAACCUGCCCAUCCGCUCCAUCAUCCCCAACACCGAGGACAAGGAGCGCUUCGUGCGGCGCUGUAAGACGGACACGGUGCUGCUGUACGACGAGGCGGCGGCGGCGGACUGGCAGAGCUCCGUGCUCGGGCUCCUCAUGCACAAGCUGCGGGACGACGGCUGCAAAGCCUACUACCUGGAAGGAGGAUUUAACAAGUUUCAGACUGAAUACCCAGAGCACUGCGAGACGAAUCUGGACUGCUCCUGUCCGAGCAGCUCUCCUCCGGCGUCUGUCCUGGGUCUCGGGGGUCUGAGGAUCAGUUCGGACUGCUCUGACGGCGAGUCGGAUCGGGAACCGGGCAGUGCCACCGAGUCCGAGGGCAGCCCCCUGCCCAGUAACCAGCCAGCGUUCCCCGUCCAGAUCCUGCCCUAUCUGUACCUGGGCUGUGCCAAAGACUCCGCCAACCUGGACGUCCUGGGCAAGUACAACAUCAAGUACAUCCUGAACGUCACUCCCAACCUGCCCAACAUGUUCGAGCACGACGGGGAAUUCAAGUACAAGCAGAUCCCCAUCUCUGAUCACUGGAGCCAAAACCUAUCUCAGUUUUUCCCUGAAGCCAUUUCUUUUAUCGAUGAAGCUCGUUCCAAAAAGUGUGGCAUCUUGGUGCACUGCCUUGCGGGCAUCAGUCGCUCGGUCACAGUCACGGUGGCGUACCUGAUGCAGAAGCUCAACCUGUCGCUCAACGACGCCUACGACUUUGUCAAGCGCAAGAAGUCCAACAUCUCGCCCAACUUCAACUUUAUGGGGCAGCUUUUGGAUUUCGAGAGGACACUGGGGCUAAACAGUCCCUGCGACAACCGCUCGACGCCCAACGACCAGCUCUUCUUCACCACGCCCACCAAUCACAACAUGUUCCAGCUGGACUCGCUGGAGUCCACAUGAAGGCCAGCAGAGGAUGCUGGGUGGGAGCAGCCACCCUUUGAAUGUUUAUCUCCCAUCUCCAGGGGAGCUUUUGACCUGGAGGACAGGCCAGCAGCCGCGGCGAAAGGAGGAACGGAGGGUGGUUAAGCAUACGGGCCCCUCUAAAGCCCUCCGGUGGAUUUUAAUGCAGCUUUUCUUGCCUUCAUGGAAUAGACUGUUCUUUUUUUCGGUCACGGUUUGAUACGUGAGACUUUUGCACAGCGAUUGGCUCGAAGAGAAGGAAGCUUUGAUUGCAGAUGCCCUCCCGUCUCUAAGGCUGCCAACGCACCACAUGGGAUAUUGCUUUUCUAACCGGACGAGAACGUAGGGUCUGAUUCGCUCUCCGAGCGAAAGCCGAGAGGUGCACCACAUGCAUUCUGUCCAUUUCUAUACCCUUGUCUCUUUCCUCUGUGCAGAACCAUGUUGUCCAAAGUAGUGAUGGUGUUGGCGACCAAACCAACACAAACAAACAUUGUGAGCCCUCCCCCUCUUUAUUUUCUCUCUCUCUCGCUCUCGCUCUACGUUUGCAAUGACCUAAUGCGUUUUGCACAGUGGCGAAGCCUUUCUCUUCUUGGCACUUAAAAGUGGUACUCCAACACGGACAGAAAGAGACAUUCAGAGGAGCUGCCAGUCCGAGGCUGUGACGAGACCCUGCAGCUGCGUGGGACGACGCGUGCACUUAAAGCUCAUUGUUCAUUAACCGCAAGAUCGACAGAUCCACGUUUGUGUCCCAACUUCCGGGCUCACUCACCUUCUGGCCUUGGCGUUUCUCAUUACAGUAUGAAUAUAUUGUAUUAAUUUCUACGUAAGAGUAUAUAUAUAUAUAUAUAUAUUCACUCGAUGUAUUUGGGCAUGCAAUCCUCUCAAGACGUGGCACGUCACCGAAUGUUGAGGACUGUUUUUUUAACUACUCUUGCUGCUCCCGGGCGGCAAACAGUGUGUAGCGAGGGCGUUCCUCAGGAACGAGCGACUGGACCCGAGCGGACGAGUGCUUGAGUUAACAGGGUUGCUUUAAGCUGGCCUUAUAUAACCUUUUUAAUUCUUUCUUACUCUGACUGUUCAAUACUCUCUUUGUAUCUUACUUUAGAAGUCAUUGUAUUACCAAGACGUUUGUUCAUUUUUAAAGAAACCAAUAUGUAGUAAUAAUAAUAGACGACUAAUGGUCUUUAACGGGUCAGUCAAGGUUGUAUUUGUUACUCUGCAAUAUACCCAACAACCCUUUGCAGUAUUUUCUAGAAAAUGGCCUCGGGUUUUUGACUCCUCUACUUUUGAUACUAGAGAUCCACAGAGAUAGAGCUUGAAACGGAGGCAGCUUUUCGCCCGGGGUGUCCGGAGCGCGUCUGGGUGCUGGGCGCUCGCUCGUGUUUCUUCCAAUUUGAUUUUAACAGAUUUCUUUAAUUUACAAAAUACGUGCUAUAUACUGACUCCUGUGGCCUUUUCGUAUCUCAAUAUAUGUAUACAUGCAUACAUAAAAUUUAAUAAUCUUCUUGUGUAGAUAUGCAAGAGUCGCCCCCCCCCCCCUCCCAAUAUAUAUAUAAUCUCAUCCUGAUUGAAACGACCCAGUCACAAUAACAACACGGCGCUCUCGCGUCACCCCGGGAUGGAAAGGCGCUUCAUUUCCUGGCUUCUUUAUUUACACGUACAUCUUGAUUUCAAGCUGCUUCUUGUGGAGGAAUGUUUGUAUCCGUAUCCAUGGGAAAGAGAAACCGUUCAUGUUUUUAUCUGUUCGUAUAUUGCCAGAACACAGGAGCAAGGCUUUCUGUGGACGUUUAUUGUAGCUACACAACGGUUCUGCAAUUAAUAACAGUAGGAACGAAAACGAACGACACACAGGAACUUGAUGAGCGAAUAAGGAACUGUAUAUCUUACCUCACAGAGGAAUUUUUCAGGGAUUUUUAUUUGACAAUGCGUCGGCAUCGUGUUCAAACAGCUUCAAAUGUCAAAGAGCUGUUUUAUAUGUGCUGUAUACGUUUUUUUUUUUUUUUUUUUUUUUAAGAUGCAAUCUAUCUUAUGUGUAUAAUACUGGGCUUGGUAACCGGGCAGUUAAAUUUUUCUGGUUUAUGAAGGAUAUAAAAUUGUCCAUAUGUAUUGUAUAGUAUAUGAAAACCAAUACAAGACUUGUUUGUACUGCAAAUAAAUAUUGAAUUAUUUUUUGGUUAUCC
Molecule: messenger RNA, 3547 nt
Organism: Carassius auratus (goldfish)
Lineage: Eukaryota; Metazoa; Chordata; Actinopteri; Cypriniformes; Cyprinidae
Gene: dusp7
Product: dual specificity phosphatase 7
Exons: 3
Coding region: 252-1367 (371 amino acids)
Biological process (GO): negative regulation of MAPK cascade; peptidyl-tyrosine dephosphorylation
Cellular component (GO): cytoplasm; cytosol
Molecular function (GO): MAP kinase tyrosine/serine/threonine phosphatase activity; MAP kinase tyrosine phosphatase activity; protein tyrosine/threonine phosphatase activity
Source: RefSeq, a predicted model, not a curated record